Messenger RNA from Chironomus riparius, 11556 nucleotides. NCBI's taxonomy places the organism in Eukaryota, Metazoa, Arthropoda, Insecta, Diptera, Chironomidae. The record is from the annotation of a GenBank genome assembly.
UUGUGAAGUUCGUGAAAAAAAAUAUUUUUAUUCAAGUUUAAAAUGUAAAUUAAUGUGCUUACUGUAAGGAAAAGUGUAAAUGAAUGUUUAAUUAAUAAGAAAAAUAUAAAUUUAUGUGGCAAAAAGUACGAAUUGAACGAAAAUAAUGAUACGUCCUGAAUUCAGGCGCUAAGUUCUUCUAAUUUAAAUGAAUCGUCGACAAAGUUUGGAAAAAGGUAUUCUGUCUCCUUCGGGAUUUUUGACGCCAAGUCAAUCACCAUCAAUACAACAUAGUCCUCGCCUGCAACCAUCACCAUCACAAUCACCUUUUCAACCGCAGGAUGUAUUACUUGUAACAAAUAAUAAUCAACAUUUCAUUAAUACGUUUAGUGCGACUCAGGAGCAAGAUCGUAAAACUGGGACACCGAAUAGAAGAUCGUCCUUGAAUCACAUUAGUCCAAAUGCUAAUAUCGUAUAUAGACCAUCACCCACUCAAUCGCCUGCGGGCAUUGUAAAUGAAAUAAAUACAACAUUGGUUGGAUCAAAUAAUAUUUCACUUAAUAAGAAGGGUAAACGUACACCAAAUGCUGGUCAAUAUGGCGCAUCCUCAUCUAACGCGUGUAGCCCGAAAGCGGCGAAAAAAGCAAUGGCACUUGUUGGAAGUCCCAUUGCAAGUCCAAGUGCUAGUCCACAACCUAGCGCAGUGAUACAACAAUUUCCAAUGAUGAAUGCUAAUAAUUCGAUUGUAUUUAUGCAACAACCGGCAACAUCUCAUCGAGCAUCAAUAAUACAAACUUCAAAUACUCAACAAAGCAAUUUCAUAGCAACAUCAAGUUCUAGUAAUAGCAAUGCAAAGCACAAUAAAGCACCACAGCAAAUAUUACCUAAGCCGGCAAAUAGUAGUAGUAAUCAUUCUGGAACAGCUUCAUUAACAUCAUCGACCCUAACGACGCAGAGUUUGAUAACAAGUACAAGUACGAAGCAAAUUACACAAUCGAAAAUGGCAAUUGUACAACAGCAACAACAACAGACCCAAAAUCAGCAAUUUCAAUCUCCGCCGCAUCAAAGUUCACAAAUAAUUUCAUCUGCAAGUCAACCAGGAAGUCAAUCGUCGAGUCCUCAACCACAACAAAUUACAACACAAGGAGGACAAAUAUUACUGCCAACAGGUGCUCAGCCAUUGCUGCUAAAUCAAAUGCCAGUAUUAGUUCAACAAAAUACAGCACAAGGUGUUCAAUUGAUAUUAAGACAACCUCCCUCACAACCGCAAUUAGGAGCACCGAGCUUAGUAAUUCACAAUCGAUCUGGACAGAUGCAACAAAAUCAGCAUCAAGCUGGUCAAUUAGUGAGAAUAUUGAAUACAAAUGGUAUGCAAUUGGCAACGGCAGCAACUCCAGCGUUUAUUGUAUCAUCACAAGCUAAUUUAAUACAGCAAAACUUACAGAGUAUUAAAACGCCGACAAAUAAUUCAUCACAAAUGAACCAAUUGAGUGGGAUGCAACAAAAUCAGCAGCAGACAUCACGGCAACAUCAACAAAUUAUUAAUAGCCAUAUAUUGGGUCAGAGUGUAGCACAAAUACAAAACCUACAAUUGAAUGGAAAUUUGACGCAAAUUCAAAUGCCCAAUGGACAAAUUUUACAGCAAUUGCCUGCUCAAUUCUCUCAAAAUCUUGGUAGUUUUAAUCAAAUUCAACCUUUAGGAUCUCAAAUUGCUGCCAUUAAUGCGACUUUUCAAUCACCACCAAGUAAUUCACAAAAUGAAAUUGUUCCAACAGUUGUUUCGUCCACUCUUAAUCCUAUUCAGUUCACAACGAACCAACAGAAUCCUAUUACAAUGACUCAAGGUGGUCAAAUAAUAUCACCCGGAACAACACCUCAACCACAACUCAUUCAAUCGGAUUCAAUUCUUUCAUCACCGCCGUCAAUAACUUACAAUUCUCAACAUCAGACAGUUCUUGUGCAAUCGGGUGAUAAACAAAUGCAUGAAAUGUCUUCUCCACCUCCAUUCUCGAUCAUUCAGCAGUCGACGGGAAAUGCUGAGAUGAUAAAUCUCGAUAUGACUCAUCAUCAUACGCCGCAUCCCCAACCGAUUGUUACAAAGCCUGCAAGAAAACCCAAAAAGUCUAAGAAAAAGCAACUUCUUGAAGAGCAACAACAACUUCAAUUGCAACUUCAAUUACAACAACAGCAGCAGCAGCAACAACAACAACAACAACAGCAGCAGCAGCAACAAAUGCAAAUGUAUUCAAACCAAUCUACAAAUAUUAUAACCAAUGAAGAGAGCUCAACGAUGCUGUCGCCAAAUAGAAAUAAUAAUAGUCAAGCACCAACCGGAAAGUUGGACUUAGCAAAUGUGAUAAAACUAUGUGGAAUAAGUGAAGAUGACGAUUUUAUGGACACAGAUGAUCAAAUGGAUCAAAUGGAGAGUCAACAAAUGGAACAAACGCAGACAAUACAAAUUCCAGCAUCAAAUAAUAAUAGUGAUAAUAAUGCGACAGAUAUUAUGAUAACAAUUCCUAAUAGUUCAUCCGAUCAAGCGCCAUUUACAUUGUCAUUCCCUGCAUCCUCGAUAGAAAGUUCAGAUGGCUCAAUGAUCCAUCACCAAAAUGCUAACACCGAUAAUUGUAAUAAAAUGACAGAGAAUGUUCCGUUUAUGAUAAGAUUCGAUGGAGACGGACAGAGUGGUAGUCAACCGUUUACAAUAUCUGUACCGAAUUUAAAUGACGAAAUGAAUAUUGAGGAUGGAAAGCAACAGGAUGAUGCAAAUGCAAAUAAUUCCAAUUCAAUAACAUGUGUACCGUCGUUCGUUAACUCAGUCUUAAGCUCAUCAGUUACACCGACAAUACAAAGUCAAAUCAAUGAAAUUCAAAAUCAGCUUAUGGCUCUACCGCCUGUUACGUCGACCGUUACAACAAAAACAACAAAUGUGAAAGCUCCACGCCAAAAGAAACAAACGACAAAGAAGAGUAAGAAGCAACAAGAGAAAACCAUUGAAGUUCCAACUCAAAUCGGAAAUAUUCAAAUUUCUCAAAUUGAUGGAAAUACUAUGAAGAACACGAUUGGAAGUAAGAAUAUCAACAACCAAAUUCAGAUUAUGCCAAUUUUAGAGAAAAAUAACCAUUCAACAAGUGGACAUUUAAUUGAGAAACAAAAGUUUCAAAUUCCUAUAAUGCAACAAACAAUAUCGCAUCAGGAUAAUAAUCAGCAUGAUAAUAAGCAACAUCAACAUCAUCAUCAUCACCACCAACAGCAACACAAUUCUCAAGGUCCACCACCCAAUAAUUCUGGUCCAUCACAAGUUAAUAUCAAUGUACAACAAAAUCAAUUGAUUAAUGUUACCAAUAAUUUGCAAAUGCAAGUCAUUUCAAACCCCCAACAGCAACAUCACCAUCACCAUCAUCAUAGUAAUGCAACUCCCGCUCCACCACCUCCAUCAAGUUCCUCUCACCAAAAUAUUUCUCACAAUGCAUCCAUAACAACACAAUCUGCGAUAAAUGCGCAAAAUAUAAUUGGAAAUUUAAUAAAUGCCCAACAGGGACAAGGAGGAAAUAUUAUAAUUCAAGGGACAUCAUCAUUCAAUCAACAGCAGCCUGCAAAUAUUCAAGUAAACAUACAGAAUCAAACAAUUGCAAACAAUAUAAUUACCACAGCACCUCAGUCAGUCACACAAAAUAUUACAACAAACAAUCAACAACAGCAGCAGCAGCCGACAGCGCAAAGUAUUUUAUCACAAUUAACAGGUAAUUUGGUGCUAUCAUUAUCCGAGGAUGGUCGAUUAAUUCUACAUCACGAUCCAAACAUACCACAAGAUGAGCAGUCUCAGAAAAUAUUGGAGAUAGUAUUAACAGGAGCUCUUGGUAAUGUGAGUUUAAUAAAUGAACCGUUAAAAACACCAGCACAAAAUCAACAACAAACUCAGCACCACAUAAUUGGUGCAAAUGGAAAGAUUCAACAGGUAUCAACAGUUCAAAAUAAGAAUGUUAUUAUCACAAAUCAAACCCAACCUCAACAGCCACAACAACAGCAAAUGUUCAAUAACAUGGUUCAAACACAGUCUGUCCCAUCUGGACAAAUAAUUCAAAACACAUCACAGCCUAUACAAAUACAGCAAAGUAGGAUUGUUGAUAAUAGUCAACAACAGAAACCGCAAGCAGUUGUGCUACCAACACCAAAUAUCAUAAAGUUCGUGGAAUUGCCAAAGAUUCAGCCAAAUCAACAACUCUUCUCAUUAAAUACAAUUACGAAUGAAAUAACAUUGUUGAAUCCAAAUCAGACGACGGCCGCAUUAAGUCCAAUGGAAAGAUUACUAAUUGUACCGAGUGGAAUUAAUGCUCAGCAAUUAGCUCAAUGUUUAUCUCAAGGACAAAUACACUUUAAUAAUAUCGGUCAAGCACCAACUACUGACCCAAAUAAAGUGCAACAACAACAGUUACAGAUUCAGCAACAGAUUCAAUUACAGCAGCAACAAAUGACAUUCAAGACAACAAAAGUACAGAAUUUUAACCAAACAAUAAAGAAGGAACCAGUUGAGACUAAACCGAAGAAAGGACGUGGAAAGAAAGCAAAAUUGUUGGAAGAACAAAUGAAGGAAAUCAAGAAGGAGCCAAUUCAGAGUCCACCGCCAAUGAAAAUGAUAACAACACAAGCUCAAGUUGCAAUAAUGGAUACAAAAGUAAUAAAGACAACGACUGUGAUGACUUCGUCUGUGACAACAACGACAAAUAGUGUUGGUUCUAAAAAUACCAUAACAAUCUCACCAAAUCCCACGAUGAUUGUUAAUCCAACUAAAGCUAAUAUCACAAAGACAACAGUUCAGGCGAAUGUAAAUGCAAUAAAAGCUAAUAAAAAUUCAAUUACUGUAAUUCCUACAUCAACAUUACUGCCGAAUAAUGUGCCAACAGCAGCGGCAAAUAAAAAUGUUAAGGGAAAUAAAAAUCAACAGAUUAAGUCGUCUAUAACAACUCAAUUAAGUCCGAUUAUUACAUCCAAUCAGCAACAACAACAGCAAACGCCACCUCCACCUUUAGUAAGUGUCAGUCAAGCUCCGAUUCCAAGAGUUCAAACCAUCCAAUUAACACCUCAAAAACAGCAAAGUUUGAAAAAUGUCCAAAUGCAGAUACAGCAGUUGUCAGCUAAAUUGCAAAAUAAGAAUCUCUUGUCAACAUUAACGUCAGACAUUGAUCUUAAUAAUCCAGCAUUCAAUAAACCGCUGCCAGCGUUGGUAAACAUCAACAGUAUGAGUGAUAAUGAAAUUUAUGAGGCACUUCAAAGGCUCUUUAUUGAACAGCAGAAGAUUCUGGCUACAGGAAAAAUUAUUCCAACGCUUCCAGCUGCUGUGAAUCAAGGUGCUAGUGUGAAUCAAAAUUCUAUUCGGACUAUGCAGAAUUCAACACAGUCAUUGUUUGUGAAUAAUCAAAACAUUGUUGCACCGAUUUCCACGUCUACAUCUUCUGGAGCAUCACUUUAUAGUGGAGGAAAUUCACAGAAGGUUCCAUCACCGAUACAAGUUAAUUCUCCAAUCAUAAAACAGGAAUCACCAUCUUCGACGUCUACAUCAUCGCAACCGCCACCUCUAGUUGUAUCAACACCGAUUCAAAUGCAAAUCAAGACAGAAAUUUUACCACCACCAAAUGUUAUAGCUUCUGUUCCAACGCCAAUGCCAAUUAUUCCAAUUGCAAAUCCACCAGCAACUGGUUCAAUUGUCAUUUCUCCCAAGUAUACGACAUCCACUGUUAAGAUUACAAUUGAUCCGCAAAUACAGAAGGAGCAAAAAGUUCCGGUCGAUUCCAAGAUUGAUAUUGUUCCUGUACAAUCGAAUGAUAUCGCUAUUGAGCCUUCAGCGAUUAUAAAACAACAGCAAAUUGCUGCUGUUGAAUUAAAUCAGAAAAAGAAGCUCACACGAUCAUCAUUAUUUGAGAGACAAAUAUGCGUAGAUCAAGAGGGUUGCAAAAAUCCAGAUGUAAAGAGUGACUUUUCGAGUAAGGAAGAUGCAGUCAAGAGAUUGAUAAGGUAUCAUUGUUUCUAUGAAGAGAUUAAAGACGAGAAUGACCCGAAGGAGGAAUUUGAAUUUGGGGAACAAUCAAAGCUAUUUCUUGCAAGUUUUCAGGCUAUGAAAGAGAAAUAUCAACAUUUACUUUUGAGGCAAUCACAGCAACAAGCACCGACUUCAGAACUUAUGAUGCUAGAUAGACUUCAAGUUGCUGAUCUAAAGGAUGAAAUAGUCUCCAUGCAAAUGGAAAUUAAUUCUGCAUUGUUUGAGCAACAACAACAAUCGGAAUCUCAAAUUACAAUAAAAACCGAACCGAUUUGUCAAUCAACGAAUUUGAAGCCUCAAUCAUCCGUACAGCAUAUGCAGAACAGCAAUCUACAAACACAAUCCCCAGGACAACAACAGCAAACACAUAUCAUUCAACCUCCUCCUUCUCAACGAGCGCAUUUUGUUCCAUCUUUGCAUGAGCCUAGUCAAAUAUUAAAAGCGAAGCAAGAGCAGAAAUUGUUUGAGAUUAUAAAGAAUGAUAGGAUUAAAAUUGAAAUACCCGAUAUUCCAAAAGAAAAUAGUCGAAAAAGUUUCGGAAUGAUGGUUAAUAACUCAACUGUACAGAGCUCAUCAAUUCCAUCACCAAAGUCUCCAGUAUUGUCAUCAAUAUCUCCAACAGUGACAACAAAUCCACAGCCAAAAGGACUUUCAAAGUUCGAUAAAUUAAAAAAUGAACAAACCAAUACAAAUCUGAAUAAUGCUCAGCCAUCAGCACAAACACAACAGUCGCCACAACAACAAACGACAUUAAAAUUAAUUAAUGAACUUAAAGAUGAAUUGGAUGACUUUGAUAUUGAAUCAGAAAUUCGUUCAAAUUUUAUAAUGAAAAAGUGUGAGCCUAAUGCCCAGCAAUCGUCUGCAACGACGUCAUCAACGAAUAGUAAAAAGACAUCAAAAACAUCAGCAAAAGAUAAGGAGAAAGAGAGAGAAUGCUCACCAUUUUCUGAUUACUUAAAUUCAGUGAAAAUGGAAUUGAUUCCAUCCAAGAGUAAAACAAAUGAGAUCAUUAAAACCGAAACACAUGAUGGAGCAUACGAUGAAUGGCUAUCGAUACAAAAGGAAUUGAAUUUACAUUUAGAUGCUAGUUGUUCAAAUACUACAAAUACAAAGCGGAAAGAGACAAGUGGUAGUAAUAAAAAUCUAAAAAUACAAUCGACAAAGGCACUUGAGUCUGAUUUAUCGGACAUUUUCGAGAAUCACAAUAGUCCUAAAAGUGUGGAAAAACAACUGGAUGAUCUUUUCAGUUCAACAAGUAAAUCAAAUGAUUUAUUGAAUGCUUCAUCUCCACCUGAACUAAAUGAACUAUUUCAUGUUGAAUCAACGUCAACGAUGAGUGAGAAGACAGUCGAGAAUCGAUUGGAAGCAUUAUUUGGUGGACCAGAGGAUGAAUCUGGAAAAUCGGCACAACAAGAUCUCGUUGAGACUCGAUUGGAGCAGCUCUUUCAGUCAGGCUCUGUUAAUCCAAAUGAUGAGUCGGCACUUGACAGUGCAAGUUUCUUAUACAAAAAUUCUGACUUGACAUAUGAUGAAAUGAUUCAGAAACAAAUUCAAGUGACAACAUCACGUAUGGAGCCGGUUAUAGCAAAUGCGAGCAACGCAAAUAAAAGGCAAUGGAGUGGUAAUAGCUGUGAUAUUUUUGCAUCCUCAAAUUCUGGAAUGAUUUUUCCAACAUCACCAACAACCUCGAAACGUACAUGCACAGAACCUUCAGUAUCAUUUGACAAUAAAUGGAUAGACGAUAGCUUCGAUUUCGGUAGCGAUAUUAAUCUAACAUCUGAAUCAACAAGUGAUGAUAUGGCGAAACAUCGCGAAUGGAAUGGGCUGGAUCAUGAUAUGGAUGAAAAUCAAUAUCAAAUUCAGAACAAUGAUUCAUCAACUCUGCAUUCAAAUCAUAAUAUUCAACAGCAGCAACAGCAUUUAAAUUCAAUCAUAGACCAACAACAGCAAGCAAGUGAAGAUGUAGAUAAUAUGAUGGACACAUCUCAGAUAAACUUUGUCGAUGAUGUUGAUGAUAUCAGCCGUCAAGUUCAAAAUGCUAUAGAUUCAAUAUUAAAUCUACAAAACUCUGAUCCACUUCAUUAUCAAUUAGACUCGUCGUUCCUUGAACUUAAUUCAAUUACUUCUAGUUCACCAAACUCACCUGUCUCAAAUCAUCAUCAGCAAACAUCCACACAUAAUAUAACGCAACAGAAUCAACAUCACAAUCAAUAUCAGUUACAUCAUCAGGAUCAUCACAUGACAUCAAAUGCAUUCAGCAAUUCUACAAGUCAAAAGAAUUCACCAACUGUACCGAAACGUAAAUAUUCACGCAUGGAUGACAUUGGAGAUUGUUUAAUUGGCGGUUCUAAUUUAGAUGACUCACCAUCGGCAUUGUCACUUACAUUAACUGACUCGCACAAUGACACAUCAUCAGCAAAUAGUGUCGGCGAAUUUGUUACUAAUUUAUUAAAUUGUGAUGAAAAAUCCAUUACUACGUCAUGACAACUUAUUGAGUUUACAUCAACCUCAAUGUGAUUUACAUAAGCAAACGCGAACACGAAAUUCGAUAAACUAUUUAAGAAAAAGAUUUAUUAAUGGCCAAUAAUUAUGUGAAGAAAAGGACAAAAAAAUGGAUUCUAUUUAUGUGGAUAAAUUAUAUUCAUUCUUUAUGGUAUAGGAAUUAAAUGGAAAAAAGUUAAAAUUCAAGUUCGUUCAUCCUGACCCAAAAAAAUUAAAAAUUUUUGAUUGUAAAAAUUAAUUGUAGUAAAUCCAAGAAUUUGAUUGUUAACGAAAGGUUAAAAAUAUGAACAAAUUUCGAUGUAGGAAUAAUUUUUUUUUGAACGAUAAAUUAGAAAUUUAAUGAAACAAACAAUACGUACGGGGAUCAGGUGAAUGAAUGUUAAAUUAUUGGAAAAAAUUGAUUAAUUAUAAAAUAUAAAGAGCUGGAUUCAGAGAAGAAAAAUGCGUCGUUAGUAAUAUUAUUACUUUUUGUGUGCGUGAUAGUAACUAUUUUUCUUCUACUACCCUGUAAAUAGCCCUUAUAGUAAUCUUUCGAACAUGGUUAUCUCAUUUCUUAAUAGAUGAUGCUGAAGAUGGAUGAGAUAAUGUGAAUUAGUGGUGAUUUAAUGAGUGCUUCUUGAGGGGAUAGUUAAUUAAUUUGAUUUGGUUGUUGCUGCAGUAGAUAGUGACAGUGAUGUCUUUAAAUGUGAGCCUUAAUACAGAAGCUAGAUUAACACUUUGUAUUUAAUAAAGUGAGCACCGCUGAGAAAAAUGUUGGAUGAAGUCGAGUCGAUUAACCGCCAGCUUCGCCCGUUUUUACAAACUCAACUAGGCUUCUAAUAGAACACCAAUAAGCCAAUAAAACACAUUUGUGUAACUCAGACUAAUCUAAGAUACCAGAUUAUUCAGCUUUUAAGCCAAAACAUUGAGAUAAUAAGCUCUGUCAGUGUCCUACUUUACAUCUCCAUUUUGCUCGAAGUAAAACUCUUUCAAAAAAUUUCUCCAAGCAAACAAAUCUCUUCAAACAUUGCAUAAACUCAAAAUUUCCAUUCCACUCAUCCACUCAAUAAGCAAAUCUUAAUUCACUUCAAACCUUUUUUACUCCAUCUUCAGCUCAUAAAGUCUCAUCUCAUAAAGACUUAUUAUGGAAAUAAACAAAAAUCUUAAGAGGAUAAAUAAUACAAAUAAGCGAUUAUAUAUCAUUCUGAUGUCGUCAUCAUUUCCUUUUCAAUAAGUUUUCAUUUUAAAUUUAUGCUAUUUUAAAUGUGAAUGAUGCUGUUCUGUUCGUUAAUAGGGAAAAAAGUUUCUUUGUAUUUUUUUAUUGGAUGGAUUUGUUUGAGAGGUUAAAUUGGAAUUUUUGGUGGGUUUUAUGGGUUUUAUAUAUUUUUAGAAGUUUUUAAAGUGGGGUCUAUGAAGUUAACUGGAUGAUUUUGUUGAGUGAAUACUACGAGCUGAUAACUAGAUGGACCAUUCCUUAAAGCUUGUUUGUUAAAGCAUUAGUCGACUGGUUAUUUACUGGACAUUAGCGUCAAGUACUCACUCGAGUUUGAACUUCAAGAUUUUAAAUUUGUCGAAAUUUGAAUCAAAGAUUUUUAAUCGAUUUAAAAAAAUCUUGAAAUUCAAGCAAUUUCAACUUGGUAGACACCCAAAAUAUUGAUUACUUUAACGCACAAAAUACUCUGCCAUACUAAAAAGUAGUUUAAUUUUAUCUCAUUGCAAUUAUUUAUUCUUAAACAUCAAAUUAAUUUAUAUAUUGUUCAUCAUCUUAUACUAAGCGGCAUCAAAGAUGAUCUAUGGCCCACAGUACAUUAAAUUCAACUUUACUCGAUUGACAAUGUGGUAAAUUCCAAAUCUAUUUUCAAGCUAGCACAAAGUGUAUUUUUGACCAACUUGAACCAUUUUAAUUUGGUCAAAAUCGGUAUUCUUUGUGGCUUUCAGUGUAGAUUUGUAAUUUAUCACGUUUUUCAGUAAUGAAUUAUCCUUUGAUCACUGAUGCAGCUCAAUACUCCCAACCAGAAAAUUCCAAUCUAACUUCAACAGAAUUCACCGUAAAACAGAAAAAUAAUUUCAACGUACAAAAGUCAUUUUAAUUGUAAAACUUUUCCUCCGUUUUAAGGGUUUUCAAAUUUUUACACUCACUGACUUACAUAAAAAUACUAAGGACAUUUAGAUGCAUAUCUAGAAACAGGAGAAAUUCAAAAAAAAGAGUUGAUUUAUAAAAAAAAAAUUGUACUUUAUUUUAAUUGAUAAAAGGUCAAAAGAGAAACUUUUUUUUCGCAUUUCAAUAAACGCAAAAAGAAGGGAGGGAAUGGAACAGCCAUUAAGCAUCUGAGUUGACUGUUGUAAAUUUGAAUCAGAUGGAUGAAUGUGAAUAUCAAAAAGGAAUAAAUUUGCUCAAUUUUCGUUAAUUUUAAAGGAACAAAAAAAAAGUAAUGAGAAGUGGACUUUCAUAAAAAACACACACACACACACAAAUGUAAUAAAAAAAUAAUAAUCAUAAUAAUGGAGAAAUACAAAAGUUUUAUUUUAAUACAUGAAACUCAAUUUAUAGUUCACCAGGAUAAUAGAGAAAAUUUUUUAAUGCUUCAAAUGACUUUCAUUGUGAAUUUUAAAAUGCAUUUUUAUGUUCAAAAAAACAUAUUUUAAAGCUCUGAUUUUCCUAUAAAGAUAUUUUUUAAAGACUGAAAGUUCCCAAUUACACAUUACAUAAUAUAAAAAAAACUAAUAAUAUUCAAAGAAAUAAUUGUGGUGACUUUUUCACGUAGACGGUCAAUACUACUACAUAUAGGUACUAUAGCUAUUCUCAUAUUGAAACUGAAUUGAAAUAAAAAAUACAAGAAAAAAAAUCUAUAUUUAAUAAUACAACAAAAAAAAUGUUUACAAUAAACACAUGGGAUGAGUCGAGGGAUGAAUGAAAUCGCAAUAAAAAUGUAAAUUAUUAUGGCUGCAAUUGUUUGGCAUUUUUUGGGUACUUAAUUAAUGGAUUUUAAAAAAUUUGUGUAGUGAAUAAAUUUCGUUUUUUAAUGAGCUUGAGUUUUUGAGUGAUUUGACUAAGGAUGUGG